This is a messenger RNA of Anguilla rostrata (American eel), 5128 nucleotides long. Its product is annotated as protein Wnt-16-like. The transcript is spliced from 4 exons. The coding region runs from base 2579 to 3760 and encodes 393 amino acids. Gene Ontology annotation, cellular component: extracellular region. Gene Ontology annotation, biological process: cell fate commitment; canonical Wnt signaling pathway; multicellular organism development. Gene Ontology annotation, molecular function: cytokine activity; frizzled binding. Lineage: Eukaryota; Metazoa; Chordata; Actinopteri; Anguilliformes; Anguillidae. The record is from RefSeq and is a predicted model, not a curated record.
AAUUAUCUAAUUUAUAAAGUACGUCUGUAAGAAUGCAUUCACAAUCAUUUAUCGUAUCCGUGCAAUAAUACAUACAUAAUAAAUGUUACUUUUUGUAAGUAAUUAAGUUAUUCUAUGCAAAUGCACAGAAGUAAAAAAAAAUUUAAAAAGCAAAAUAACCUUUUGUCUCUCGUUCCUCAGCAUGUGAGACAAUAUGAACGCAUUUUUGCACUGCGUAUGCAUGGUAUUUUUGGUGGUAACUACAUCAUUAGUAGCGAGGUGCCUAGCCGCCACGUAGUAAACCCCGCCAGAUUCACUCGGCGUUAUAUUCCCAGUUCUGUGACUGGCCGCAGUCUCGACCCAGGAAGCCCUAGAGCCAAACCCGGGAAAGCCUAACUAUGUUUUAUGAGUUUGGUUUCCUGCAACCUGAUCAGUUCCUUGCAAGUUACAUAGAUUUACUUCUGCUGCAAAAAGCAUAUGGCUUGGGCUAAUGAUCUUUCUGAGUUGGGGCUCCUCAGCCACAGAAAGAUCAUUUUGGCGGCACUGAGAUUAAAUACCCACCUGCAUACAGUCCGCUCUCCCAUUCCAGUUCCCCGCGCGUCCUCUGAAGUGCUUUGAAAUUCGUAGUUUACACAAGCACGCGCACACAUACCCCGUUCGGAGGUCGGGGAAAUGUACACUAAAAAAGGAUAGUCAAAACAGACAAUUUUCCAUCUGUAAUUUCAGAAACACACACACUAAUUUGGGAGAGGAAGAAACUUUAAAUAUUUGUGUAGAACAUGCUUUCUUCGUGUUGUCAUGUGCUUACUUGGGUCUGUAUUCUGAAAAUGAACGCCCCUCUACAUACAUAGGCCAGUAAACUCAUGCACUGUAGCGGCUACGUCUGCCAAUUAGCCCAUUAAUGUUUUUUCCCAGUUUUUCCCAAUUUGUCAAAGUCACCAAAAUAUCCAGCAUUUUACAAAUAAGAAAGGUGUGAAGGUAUAUUUAAAAGCAAAAAAGUUCUGAAACUGAUUUUUUUGGUCCAUGAACACUGAAGAUUGGCGUUUCAAUUUAGAUUUUGUUCGAUUUUAGCAUUUGUUCUGAUUUUCAGGUCCUGACAUGCGGUCACAUUUUACUGCCUACGUCCGCGCGAUUUAUACACUAUCUUUCUCAAUCGUGAGAUUUUAUUUAUUUAUUUUUAUUAGGCUAAUGCAUUAAUUUAUUGGCAUCUAUUAUUUCUUAAUUUGCUGGAAAUGUUAUUGCAGAAAACGUAAUUCAUCGGUAUCUCAAGAUUUCGUGAGAAUUUAUUUUCUAACCUGGGCACAUAAUAUUACAGCAUACUUGUUUUGUUUUAUACCUUUUUUCGCUUUUUAAUAUAUUGAAUAAGUUAAAUUGUGUUUAUUCGUGUUUGUGCUUGUUUAGGAGGUGUAUUUGCACCACCACUGCUGAUCUUAAACUUUACAAAUGUUGCGGAUAUCGGCCUUUCCAUCCUGUUAAAUGAUGCAUGUCUUCAUAUUGUAGAAUCUUAAAAAUUUUUGUCAGAACUCCCCGAUAAAACCUAGCCUGCACAAAAAUAGAAUAUAAAUUAAAGAUUAAAAUUAUUACGAAAAUGAAUUAAACUACAUUAAGGUCGUUUCUCAAAGAGACCGCGAAUGGGUUCCGCCUUUAUAAUUAAUUUUGCAAGAGAGCAUUCGGGCACGAAACUGAGAUUAAAUGAAAAGGUAGAGCUGCAACCAAUUGAGGUUACAAAAUCUGCCCAUCAAAGUUUACGCGCUGCGGUAAUAUUGUCAUUUAGAAUAACAAAUUAACUCUGCAGCAAUGGCAAAAGAUAGGUUACAAUAAUAAUAUUGAAGAAUAGGACAAUAAUAGCAAAAAAAUUAAAUAACAGUCAAAUGUAACAUAACUGAACAAAAACAAUAAUACAAUAAAUUAUUUUGUUGGAUUAAUUAUUGUUUGAAGUUUUAUUACCUAUAUUUUAUUUUAGCAAUUCCAUUUUUAAAUUUCAUUUCAUACAUUUCGCAUGUUAAUAUGUGAAGCCUAUUUUAUGUGUUAAUCUGUUUCUAUUGAAGUUGCAACUUCAAUAUAUAGGCCUACUAGUACAACCUGAAUUAUUAUUAUUAGUAGUAGUAGUAGCAGCAGUAUUUUUGCCACAGAUUUAUCAGAGGGUUCCGAAUGUCUCGCUUGCAUAGUUCUCUGACUCAGUGUGUGGGUAUUUUUCCAAGUUGCGCUUCAAUACUCUUCGCGGCCAACCCAAGAGCCAGUGUAAAAAAACAAGAUUCCUAACGUCAUCAAAUUACCGUACAAACAGUCAAGACUUCUGAAUAUUAAUAUUCAUUCUGGCCAAUCGCAGUCCAGGUGUCAGUACGGGGGGGGACGUUCAACUGAAUUCCGCUGGACCAGGAUAAAACUGAUUGUUUCCGUAAAAGGAAUGAGGGUUGAUCCUAUUGCGGCUGCACGUCGUUUAAUAGAUGCCAAGAAAAAGGAUUACUGAAUGAAACUACGGGCAGAACGGUAAAACCACAGUCUGAUUAAGUGGGCUAGGAUGUAACCUCAAGAAGUUUUAAACAAAUCACUGGAAUUUGUGCUACGUCGCCAUGGUGUCCUUAUAAAUGUGAAGGUCAUGGAUGGUCGUGCUGAUUUGGGAAUUUAUCAAAUGUGCGUGGUUCUUCUCGUCUUAUUUUCGGUAUGCCCCCUCCUCUGUCGAGGAAAUUGGAUGUGGCUGGGCGUUAUGUCCGCGGGAGUGCCUGAGAAUCUGGGAUGCGAAAGUCUACCGCUCACGAACGAACAGAAGGAUCUGUGCAGAAGAAAACCGUAUCUCUUACCGAGCAUCAAGGACGGCGCGCGCCUGGGUAUAUCCGAGUGCCAGACGCAGUUUAAGCACGAGCGGUGGAACUGCUCCACCACCAAAGAUCUGUCCGUCUUCGGAUACGAGCUGAACAGUGGGACGAAGGAGACGGCCUUCAUCUUCGCGGUGAUGGCGGCGGGGCUGGUGCACGCGGUGACGCGGUCCUGCAGCGCGGGGAACGUGACGGACUGCGCGUGCGACGGCGGCCUGCCGGGGCGGGGCGCCCCCGGCGGGGGGGGCUGGCACUGGGGGGGCUGCUCCGACCACGUCCAGUACGGCUCCGCCCUCAGCCGCCACUUCAUCCACCGCUCCGUCUGGAACGUCUCCGCCCCGCACGGCCACGCCCCGCGCGGCCACGCCCCGCACGGACACGCCCCGCGCGGCCACGCCCCGCACGGACACGCCCCGCACGGACACGCCCCGCGCGGCCACGCCCCGCACGGACACGCCCUGCUCGCCAUGAACCAGCACAACAGCGAGGCCGGCCGACAGGCCGUCGCCAAGACGAUGUCCACUGCCUGCCGCUGCCACGGCGUCUCGGGGUCGUGCGCGGUGAGGACGUGCUGGCGGACGCUGGCGGCGUUCGGGCGGGUGGGGGUCUUCCUGAAGGAGCGGUACGAGGCAGGGGUGCAGGUGCAGGGCCGGUCCGAGCGCGCCGUCCGCAGGAAGGAGAGGGCCCGGCGGCGGGUCCCCGUGGCGCCCGACGAGCUCGUCUUCCUCCGCAAGUCGCCCAACUACUGCCUGGAGGACCGGCGGCUGGGCGUGGCGGGCACGCGGGGGCGGAGCUGCAGCCGGGCGUCGCCGGGGCCCGACAGCUGCAGCCUGCUGUGCUGUGGGCGGGGCUACAACACGCGCCUGGUGCGCCACGCCCAGCGCUGCGACUGCAAGUUCGUCUGGUGCUGCUACGUGCGCUGCCGUCUCUGCGAGAGCGUGAGCGACGUGCACACCUGCAAGUAGAGGCUCCGCCCCUUUCCCUAGCCCCUCCCCGAGACACGCCCCUUUCUCUAACCCCUCCCCCAGAGAGCCACGCCUCAGACCACUGGGAGCGGGCUGUGAUGUCACUGCAGUCCCCCUUGCGCAGACUCUGGGGUUCACAGACGAGCAGAGCGACAGGUUCACUGUUAAAAGGAUCGAUUUGGAUCAGGUAAAAGUGCCUUUGGGGGCAGAGCAUUUGUGAGUUUGUGGCAGAGUUCUGGCUUUGCCAUGCCAUUAAAAGGGAACACAAGAAUUGACUAGUAGUGAAUCUGUGAAAUUACAUUUUGCAAAUCUUAAAUAAAUUAUGGUAGAAAAAAUAAAUUCUGGUACAACGUGGUACUACAGACAGGACUUUAUUUGGUGUACGAAGUGACAAGAUUUUUUUAUUAGAAUUAAGGCACUUUUUAAACAUCGCAACCACAGCAUUCAUUAAUUCAGUCGUAUUAUAAUGCAGAAUCCAAAGUUUGAUGGUUUGGAAUUAAUAAAAAGGGGAUUUUCAGCAUCUUUAGCCUGAAGUUUGCAGUUAAACAACAGUAUGUUCGAAUGUAGAUUAAAAUCGGGGGAGGUUUUCUUUAAGUGCUUCGUUAUGUAAAGACAACUAAGCUGCUUCUGGAAAGUUAACAUGUUCAGCCUGUACAAUUUCUUAAAGAAUAAACUCAGCAAGGCAGAAAAAUAUAUAAGAAAUGAACAUAUUAAGGAAUGAACAUAUUACUUUUUUAUAUUUUAUAUACAAUUUAAAGUGGCAUUAUUUUUUUAUUUAAUCUAUUUUGAAGCAUGCAUUGUUUGACAGUGUACAUUUUUAAAGCAGUCUGCUUACUUUUGAAUGCCUGUCGUAACCUUGCUGCCGUUUUGCCGUGUUCGUUCCAUGGUUUGGGGUGAGCGGUGGGGUUAUCAGAAGCUCCAGUAUUAGUAAGAUAAAGCCCUUUGAUCCUCUGGGUUUUUUGUGUGUGAAAAGCCGGCUCUUCCCUUCCUCUGUCUCCGCCUGUCGUCUCUUUGCUCUGAGCGUGGAGCAGUGGCUCGUCAGAAGUGGCAAACCAGUGCUGAAUACCGCAGGGGCUUUCUCCAAAGGGGCUGAAGACUAACAGCUCAUCCUCCAUUUCAACACACCAGGAACAGCGUACAGCGGGAACUGAAUCCACUGACUUUAAGGCAAACAGACUGAAAGACUGAGUUGUUGGUCGUGAUACAAAUAUAUGGAAUUCAGAGUCUGGAAAAAUGAGAAAUUUAUUGACAAAGCUUAAUUUUUAUGCAUCUUUUGGUCAACAUAUCAGCACGGCAAACUAUUGCUGAACAAAUGUAUUUUUGUAUUUUUUGUAAUAUUUUUCAAUAAAUUAUUUUAUAACACCUGUA